Drosophila bipectinata is the source of this 1695-nucleotide messenger RNA. RefSeq lists its product as uncharacterized. NCBI's taxonomy places the organism in Eukaryota, Metazoa, Arthropoda, Insecta, Diptera, Drosophilidae. The record is from RefSeq and is a predicted model, not a curated record. Gene Ontology annotation, cellular component: P granule. Gene Ontology annotation, biological process: spermatogenesis; P granule organization; piRNA processing.
AUGAAUGCACUGGAACUCGACCGAUACAUUGAGCAAUCCAAGGACAUACCUGCGGACUAUAUAGGAUACAUAGACGGAUGGCUCAAGUCGACGGCAAGUCCUCCCGAUGGGUCGAACCGCGAAACUGAUCCCACAGACAUUGGGCCUACAGAUCCAGCGGUGAAGUCGCCACCUGAAGACCUUGACAAGGACUCGACAUUGCCAAAUUCCAUCUCAAUAGAUAGCAACGAUGCAGAGGUUGUGGCAAAAGGCACAAAUCCUUUUGCUCAGUACUUGGGGGAUGAAACAUCGUGCGAAAAGAAUCAGGAUGGAAGGAAUCCGGAUAAGCAGAUAGCUUUGUUUGACCAACGCCUGCAAUUUCAUGUUGCUGUGCCAGAGUGCUGUUUGACCGAUGCGGUUUUCAAGAUGGACAGGCCCCACGAUGCGGUUGAACCGGGCGAGAAGCUACCGCCUAUGUCAUUCGAAAAUAUCUGCACUGUCGGCGCCAAUAUUCAAAUCUUCGUUACUGAAGUUUAUGGUCCUUUUCACUUUUGGUUUAACUUGUCAAACGAGAUGCACGAUACCAGACAUUUGAGGGAUAUGAAUAGUGAUAUUGCCCUUUUCUACAACCAAAGUUCGUCUAAGAGUGCAGACUACGAUUAUCCGAUAACGCCUUAUUUCCUCAAAGAGGGCUACAUCUGCGCGGCCAGUAAGAAUUCCGCUUGGCGCCGGGCUAGGAUCGUGGCGACACCGCCACCAAAUAGCGACAUUGUAUCUGUAUACUAUAUGGACUUUGGAUGUGGGGAGGAUGUGUCGCCCAAAAACCUGAAAUUUCUUCCCAGGUCUUUUGCACAUGAGCCGGCAUUCGCUUUUCGAGGAUCGUUGUCACAUGUUCAUCCUCUGGGUCGGCACUGGCCACCGGAUACCAUAUCUCAUUUCCGGCAAUUGGUGGAAGACCGAGAAAUUCAUGCAAUUGUUGACGAGGUGGACUCGCAGAAUGGUGUCGUGUCCAUGCGCCUGUCGCACGACAAGGACUUUGCGCCUUCGCUGAAUCGUUUGCUGGUGGAGGCCGGCUUGGCGGGCCGGAGUCACCACUUUGGCAAAGAUGACAUCGAUUACAAUGGUGGGCGCAGGAUUCGUUAUCUUCGUGAGAGACUGCCUUCUUUUGAGAUGCUGGAGUCACGGCUGUAUCCCAUGAAUGACGAGGAAUUCGAGGACAUCUUCGACGAAAUAGUCUAUGCGCCAUCGUUCCACAGUUCUUAUGAGGUCCCGCCGAUGCAUAAUCCAUUCCAUGCUACGCUAAGAGAGGCGCUGGUCGCCUGGAUGCAGUCAUACCGAGAGGAGCAGGAAUCGUGGAUUAAAAAGUACAAAGAUUCUCUGCGAGAAUCGAUGAGGAGAAACGAUAAGGAGGAAGCGGAAAAGAAGGGUCUGAAGAUGGAGGAUACGGAGAACAAAGCUACUAAGAUGGAGGAAGCGGAAAAAAAAGAAACAAAGAUUGAUGAAGCUGAAAAGAAAGAAAUAAAGCUGAAGGAACCGGAAAAGAAUGAAAUAAAGAUGGAGAAAGUGGAAAAGAAAGUAAUAAAGAUGCAGGAAGCGAAAAAUGAAAGAAAGGAAAUGCUGGAGCAGAAAAUCACGAAAGAACUGGAGGCUCAGAGAAAGAAAAGGGAACCUUCUUUCCCUUUUCAAAAAACCAGGACAUGGAGACGCAAGAAAUGA